UGUGUGAGAGACAGUAUGUGCGUGUUAAUAUGAUAUGGUGAUUGAGAAAGACUGAGUAAGCUGUUGGACUGGGCUGCUGGUGUUGCAACAGUGUUAAGAGUUAGUGUGUACCAGGCAGUGACCUUUCACCUUUUCAGCUGCACCAGAGGAAAGGUCAGGGGUGAUGCGGCGCUCAUGGACCCUACCUAACCAACCAAAGAGGACUCAAAGAGCCCGCUCUAAGAGUAUGGUGAUGGGAGAUAUGUCGGGCGGCGCUCUGCGCGUGUGUUCCCCGUGUGGCCAGGAGGGGGCACUGAAGGCCGGCUGGCUCAGGAAGCAACGCAGCAUUAUGAAGAACUGGCAGCUGCGCUGGUUUGUGCUCAGAGCAGAUCUACUGUACUUCUAUAAGGACCAGGAGGAAACCAAACCACAGGGCUGUAUCCCUCUGCAUGUGAGCCAGGGCUGUAUCCCACUGCAGGGUUGCCAGGUGAGGGAGCAGACGUCCAAUCAGGAUGACGGAGGAAGGCACCUGUUUGAGAUUCUUCCAGGUGGAGGAGAGAAGGAGAGGUCUUCAGUGGGUCAUGAGUCUCUCCUGCUAAUGGCUGCCUCCCAGUCAGAGAUGGAGGACUGGGUCAGAGCCCUACAGAGAGCAAUCUGGGGCCCGCUGGGAGGAGGCGUGUUUGGUCGGCAUCUGGAGGAGACGGUGGAGUGUGAGCGUGAGCAGGGUGUGUGCGUGCGUCUGGCGCCUCUGCUGGUAGAGCAGUGUGUGUGUUUCAUCCGUGAGCAGGGGCUCAGGGAGGAGGGGCUGUUCAGGAUGCCCGGCCAGGCCAGCCUCGUCAAGGAGCUGCAGGACGCCUUCGACUUCGGCCACAAGCCACAGUUCGACAGUAACACAGAUGUACACACAGUGGCCUCUCUACUGAAACUCUACCUGAGGGAACUUCCAGAGCCAGUCAUUCCCUUCACCAAGUACCAGGACUUCAUCACAUGUGCUCAACUACUGCUCAAAGACCAGGAGGAGGGCCUCUUAGAACUGGGGAAUCAAGUGAAGACUCUCCCUCAGGCCAACUACAACCUCCUCAAAUACAUAUGCAAGUUCUUGGAUGAGGUCCAGUCCUACUCUGAUGACAAUAAGAUGGGUGUGCAGAAUCUGGCCACUGUGUUUGGGCCCAACAUUCUCCGGUCCAAGACCGACGAUCCAGUCAGGAUGAUGGAGGGCACAUCUCAGGUCCAGCAGCUGAUGACAGUGCUGAUUAGUGCUCACACACGGCUGUUUGAUGGAGCGGGCGUGUGUGAUGCCCGUGGCGUGUGUGAUGCCCCUGGCGUGUGUGAUGCCCCUGAUGUGUGUGUGGACCCUUCGGUGCCCCCAAAAUGCUGCGGAGUGGAAUGGGAGUCAGCGGAGCAGUUGCCCCCACCCUUACACACACCCCCUGAGCCCCCGCGCGCUGAGAGCCCCAGCAAACAGCGCCCCCUGUCUGGCUGGAGGUGUUCGUUCAGGGGGGCGCGCAUGGGGGGGUCGGCCGUGGACGUGUCGAGCGGGGGAGGGUCCAGCUGGCUGAUGAACGGCCUGUCGUCGCUACGCAACCACCGCCGCACGUCGUCAGGGGAACGGGUGCGAGAGCCUGCCCACUCUCACCGCCUCUCCACCUAUGACAACGUCAGCCUGCCCGCCUCCAGUCUGAGCGUGCCCAGUGUGGCCUUCUCUUGUGAGAUUGCACGACUGGACUCCACCACAGGGAGCGCUAGAGAGGCGUCUGGCUCCCCGAGCGCUACGAGAGGGACAGAAACACCAGACGCAGUGUGUGUGAGUGCUGACACACAACAGGUGUGUGUGAGCUGUGACACACCACAGGUGUGUGUGAGCUGUGACACACCUGAGGUGUGUGUGAGCAGUGACAUGUCUGAGGUGUGUGUGAGCAGUGAGACACCUGAGGUGUGUGUGAGCAGUGAGACACCUGAGGUGUGUGUGGGCAGUGACAUGUCUCAGGUGUGUGUGAGCAGUGGUGGGUGCAGGAGUAAUGCUGGAGAGGCGGAGCCAAAGCCAGGUGGCGGUAGCCAAUCAGAGCAGAGUGAGGGAGCGCUGGUGACGGAAUUAAAGACCGAACUGAAGAAGCAGAAGAUCUCUUAUGAGAGAAGGAUACGCACGUUGGAGGAGUGUAAAGCAUCUCUGCAUGCGCGGGUUGGGCGUUUGGAGGCGGAGCUUGACCAGGAGCAGAAGCGCUUCCGCAUGCUGGAGAUUAAACUGCGCAACUCUGAGCGCGCUCAGAAGGACGCCGACAAGAGGAACCACAUGCUGCAGACUGAGAUGGAGGAGUUCUUCUCUACACUCGGAGACCUCACACAGCCGGGGAAGAUAUAACACACACACACACACACACACACACACACACACACACACACACACCUGGUGUGCAGUGACUGAGAUUGACACAGACAUGAAUGUUGUUGUGAAUGUAACUUCGGUCAGGUGAGGCUCAUUUUCCUCUUCAGACUUCCUUAUUUGGAGGACAGAGGGCUGGACCUGUGAUGAUUGACAGAUGACGCGGUAGCCCUUAGCCCCUCCCUCUUGGAGUAGCCUGGUGCUUCUGUAUCAAACCAAAGCAUGACGACCCCUAACCCACACCACUACCCACGAUCCCCCUAAAGAUGGGCUGCCAGUGGAAACAGCCCUCCAAUCACAGUGACAGUGCCUUUCAAGCUGAAACCUCAACUCUGACCCUGUCACCACAGUUCCUCUGGACCAGUGACCUCUAACCUUGACCUGAUGAGCCCGUGACCUCUAUGACCUCAGUGUUCUAACACUCCUCACUGCAGGGCUCUCUGUAUGUUCUAAGCCCAGGAACCUCAGCCUGCUGUUCCGGCAUGAGCAGCCUCUGUGCUCUCAAUGUGUGUGAGCAUCUGUGUAGAUGCAUGUGUAUACGUGUACACGUGUGUCUGUCUGUGUGUGUGUGUGUGUGUGU
Molecule: messenger RNA, 2939 nt
Organism: Clupea harengus (Atlantic herring)
Lineage: Eukaryota; Metazoa; Chordata; Actinopteri; Clupeiformes; Clupeidae
Gene: arhgap22a
Product: Rho GTPase activating protein 22a
Biological process (GO): activation of GTPase activity; signal transduction
Cellular component (GO): focal adhesion
Molecular function (GO): GTPase activator activity
Source: RefSeq, a predicted model, not a curated record